Messenger RNA from Polyodon spathula (Mississippi paddlefish), 3811 nucleotides. Its product is annotated as MARVEL domain-containing protein 2-like. Gene Ontology annotation, biological process: bicellular tight junction assembly. Gene Ontology annotation, cellular component: apical plasma membrane; cytoplasmic vesicle; bicellular tight junction. The transcript is spliced from 8 exons. Lineage: Eukaryota; Metazoa; Chordata; Actinopteri; Acipenseriformes; Polyodontidae. The coding region runs from base 220 to 1899 and encodes 559 amino acids. The record is from RefSeq and is a predicted model, not a curated record.
AGACAUCGGCCGACGUCAUUCGCGGGGAUGGGUCUGUCACGUGAUCGAUUCCCAAGCGGUUGUGUCGCUCGCCAUGUUUUGGGUGUAAAAGGGGAAAGGGAGGACAAUUUAACAAACAGGUGCUUGGCCCCUUGGUGAGAGAAAGCUUGGACAUUUCCAGCAAGGCCAUGUAAGUCUUGCAGAGUUGCUGCGUGCUUACGAGGGCAGAGAAUAUUUCAGAUGUCGUCUGCAGGAAGUUCUUCAGUCCGAUUCGAUCGGAUCCGAGGCCCUCGAUAUGAUGAAGUUUCAGUGGACCCUCCUGUUCCAGUGGACUCAAGGUCUUUGGAUGAGCUGAGGGGCAGCGAUUUGGCCCAGAGCGCUGACCCCCUUCCUCCACCUGCGCUACCCAUUCACCCUCCCGUUGGCCCUGAAUUUUACCACAGUGAGAACGACGAGCCGGUCGAAGCCAUAGAACUGAAACCUGUGAGGCGGUUCAUCCCGGACUCUGUGAAGAACUUCUUCCGGGGCAGCCGCAGCGAGCCGCAGCUCGACAUGUCUGCCGCAGACUCGGACAGCCCCGCCAGCCGUGGGAAAGAGUGCUCCCCUCCAGCCUCCCCCUCCCUUGACACCCGCAAGAUGAAGACCUCGGCCGCCAGCUCCUACCGGGAUCCCUAUGGGGGCUCAGGGAGCAGCUACAACUCCCGCCUGCCCAUGCUUCCGCAUGACCCCUACGAUUCCCUGGACAGGAGGACACACCGCACAGCUAUGACCUACAGCGAGAGGGUGGAGGAAUACCACAUGAAAUACUCGUACAUGAAGUCCUGGCCCGGCCUGCUGCGAAUCCUGGCUGUCUUUGAGUUGCUGCUCGGCGCGGCUGUCUUUGCCUGCGUCUGCGCCUACAUUCACAAGGACAACGAGUGGUUCAACAUGUUUGGGUACCGGCAGCCUUACGAUUACGGGGGGAGCAGCGCGUAUGGGGGGUACUACUACAGUGGGCCCAAAACUCCCUUCGUCUUGGUGGUGGCCGGGCUGGCCUGGCUGGUGACAAUGAUCCUUCUGGUUCUUGGCAUGACCAUGUACUACCGCACCAUUCUCCUGGACUCUCACUGGUGGCCCCUGACGGAGUUCGGCCUGAACAUUGCCCUCUUCAUUUUGUACCUGGCCGCCGCGAUCGUCUAUGUGAACGACACGAAUCGAGGAGGGCUCUGCUCCUACCCGCUGUUUAACAACGGCAUUAAUGGAGCCUUCUGCCGAGUGGAAGGGGGGCAGACGGCAGGGAUGAUCUUUCUGUUUGUCACCGUGUUGAUGUACCUCAUCAGUGCUAUCGUCUGCCUGAAGCUGUGGAGGCAUGAGACUGCAAGGAGGUACAAGCAGCAUAGGGAACAUGAGAUGAAAACAUCAGAACCAGCUGGACCUAAACUGACGCAGGGAGCUGUGGUAGGAGACGGCAGGACAGGAGCACCUGCAGUAAUUCGCAAGGAGUUCAGACCAGUGGACACGAAACCAGGGGUUUUAAGCGGGCACAUUCCUGCAGGACACAUUCCUAACCCUGUAGUCAUGCCAGACUAUGUUGUUAAGUACCCUAACAUCAAGACUGAUGACGAGCGAGACCGCUACAAAGCCGUGUUCAAUGACCAGCACUCGGAAUAUAAAGAGCUCCAUGCUGAAGUCCAGGCAGUCCUGAAGAAGUUCACUGAAAUGGAUUCAGUAAUGAAGAAGCUGCCACGUUUCCCAGAAAACCAGAUGGAGCAUGACCGCAUAUGUAACAUUUUUGGGGAAUAUGAGAAGAAAAAGAAUGACCCUGCAUUCUUGGAGAAAAAGGAACGCUGUGAAUACCUGAAGAGUAAGCUCUCCCACAUCAAGCAGAAGAUCCAGGAGUACGACAAAGUGAUGGGCUGGAACGAUGGCUACAGUACAUAACAUGAACUUGAGGGGGGAGCCCAUCAUUUGAUUAUUUAAUUAUUUUGAGUGUGGUGUCACUGCAAUUUUAUACAGUCACUAUUUUUUUUUUCUUUUUCACUUGUGUAAUUUCUAUUAAGUACUUUUGCUCCAAACCCAUGUGGAGGACAUUCAGAAAACCAAAAUGUGUUUCAACUUGUCUCCAAAGCUCAUUGGGGGUUCAAAAAAAGUACUGGGCUGGUUUCACAGUUCCCCAUUAGCCUUCAGCUUGCACCCCUCAAUGACACCCGACGUACGGUUGUGCUGGAUUACGUCUAAUUGGGAUUUGUGAAACCAGCCAAAAUAGUUUUUAUAAGGGCUCUAUUCAAAGAAUGUGUUUAUGCACAGUGUUGUCUUCAGGAAAAACCAUGUAGGAUUUGUGUUGAUUUAAGGAAAAUAUGAAAUGUUCUGUGUCCAGCAUUUCACAUAGAUAGUCUAAGCCUGGUCAAAUACCUUUAUAGGAAGUUAAUGAAAAAGCCCUUAACUGUGGAAAAAUACAUUUAAAAAGCUCUUCAAUUAAUACAGGGAUCCUUUAUAUGCUGAUAGUGUGACUUUGUCCAAAAACAAUGUGAAGAAUUCUGAAUAUGUGUGCUUUCAUUGAUAUCCUUUUAUCCAUUCCUGUGAGGUAAAAUGACGUUAUUAGAAUGUAUUGAGUGUGGAGUUCUUGUAAACCUGUGAUACUGAACCAAGAGAAAUAUAUACACACACACAUGUAUGUGUUUACUUAGUAGAACACAUGCAAUUGCUUUGUAGAAAUGCAUGAUGAUUUUUCCUUUGUCUCUAAGUCGAUGUUGUGUUUCUAGCCUAUUAUGUUUUUUUAUGUGUUGAAAAACUGAAAGUGCUGUGUCUGUGUGGAAACCGUGUGUCCUGCUGUUAUUAAUGUGCUCUCCUGCAUGAACCUGUAUACAAUACUACUUAUUUUCACCAGUCACUGGAAUAGUACACAAGGUCUUGAAGCAGACUCAAACAAACCAAAGAGACCGCUUCUUGAAAGCGGAGUUCAUUUGGAAGGCUCACGUUCUUUCAAACUAACCUGAGCAUAUUCAGUUCAAAACUAAUCAAGUGUGAAUAUCCUAAAUGUUUACAGUUUAGUGUUAAACAUGUUUAACAGUUUUAACUUGAACUUUUUUAGGAAUCUUAGCAACCAAUCAGAACAAUAAAAAUCUCCAUGAGAGUGCUGUUCAUGCUGCAUGAUACACUGCACCAUUCAUGUGUACUGCAUUGCACAGGGAAAUGAUUUUUAAUAGCCUACCUUAAUUUAGAACGGUCAUUAUGUGUUUUUAUAUUUUGACGUUUGACUGUGACACCUAAUAUGUGAUAUAAAGUAGGGUCUCUGAUAACUUCAUCAAAAAAGAUUGAAUAUUGCUAUUAAGGCAAAUGUUCAGUAAACUUUAUGAAAAACUGUUUUGAGCUACUUUUGCUAAUGUAAAUGGCUGUAUGCUGUGCAAUUCAGAAGUUUUAAUUUGUUGUCCAUCACUAAAAUGAGCGUGUCUGAAUUUUCUUGAAACUGAAUAUAAAGGCCAUAACAAUAUUUGUUGUUCACAAUUUAAAACCAACAUCUAAACCUUUCUUGGCAGCUGUUUCUCAAAAGCGAGCAAAAUACACGUGGUCCAGUUUUUUUUUUUUUUUUGGUCUCAGAGUAACCCAAUGUUAAACACUUUCUGUCCAACACAAAAGCAUGUCACUGUUCAAACUGAUAGUUAGAGCACUGUAAUGAAGUUGUUUGUAAUCGAAUAACAGCUGUGUACAAUGUGCAGUUAUUUCUAAUGAAAUGUCUGCCUUUUUAUUUGAAACCUGCAUUUACUAUUAAAACUGUUUCAAAAGGGACUCUGAUAUUGUACAGGAUUACAGGUUGUGUAUAUAAAUGUGUGGUUGGAAUUAAAUAUUUAAUAGU